CACUUUAGAAUCAACAAAUUAGAAUUGAUUUUGUCUUUUGAAAAAAAAAAAAGUCCAUUGUUUAUGUAUGUGUUGAUAGUUUUUAGUUACAAGGUGUGGAGUGCUAAAAGGCAAAACAUUCAUAGAACUGUAAAAUAGACAUGUUUCAUUUAUUCCAAGCCACACAUUUUUAGAUCACCUCUAAAAACAAGAAAAACUUUGCAUGUUGUAUUAAUCUUUAAAAAAGGAAAUAAUGCUUAAUGAGGCUUAAUGCAUCAAUACAAUGGUUUUGGUGGACAAAUGGCAUCACUGUUUUAACUCAUUUUUAACGCAAAUGUUAUAUAAUGUGAAGUUGUGUUUGGCAGACUUCUUAUUCAUGUGUUAUAAAUAAUCUAAUCUUAUGUUUUGCAUCUAUCAACUUCAAAAACGAAGGAAAACUGAAAGUGCUUUCAUGUAAAAAACAGUUCCUGGAUAAUCAAUAGAAAGACAUUACUGCAUGGUUAUUUAAUAUAUAAAACAAUGUGCAUUGUGAUAUAUACUCUAAAGUUUCAUAGCAUUAUAUUGAUUUUCCUAGUCUAAAAUAACAGGGUAAUUCUUCUGGCUCGCGCACAGGAAUGUCCAUGUGGUACAUUAGUAGAGUUUGCAAUCCAGAUUGCGGCUGCGAAAGAGGGAGCAGAUGAUUUCUGUGCUGUACGGACAGAGUGAAUGUGUUUCUUUUUGGUUAUCCACAUCAUUUCCAGCUGUUUAAAACAUUGUGUUUUCAUGUUGGCAGCAUUGAUUAAGUGGCCACUAGAGUAUCAUCCUUUGCCACAAGAGGGCCAGUGACCCUUCUGAGCUCCCAUGUGUCCUUUAAAGGGCCAAACUCUUCAUUGUUUAUGUCAAAGGGAAGUCUUUAACAGAGGAAAAUAAUCUGAUUGAAAUUUGAGAAGAAAGGCCAGUCACCUCAGAUACCUGCUUCAAAUUACCUGUAAGACCAACAUUCCACUUCCCACUCACGCUUGCAUUUUAACACUCCAUGUCAACCGUCGGUCUUUCUUUUGAUGGAAUGUUAAAGGAAAUUAGAUGCACACAUUUCCCCCCCAUUCACGCUCAGUCCAUGCAGUUUUUUAAAAAUGCUGCGUAGUUUUGCUGAAGAAUCUCUCAGGGGCGCAGCAGUAAAAGUGUCAAGUGUCUCAAGUUGUUGAAAUUCUUUCUUCCCCCGCCCUUGUCUAGAGUGAGUCAGUGGCAUCUGACUAGCUGUAUUUUGAUCUUUGCAUCUGAUCUGGAGGAGACUCUGUUAUCUCAGGUAUUUUAUCCUGUCUUAUGACGCAUUGCACCUGAUCAAGUGAUACCUGCAUGUGUUACUUUGCCAGUACUGUAUAUGGUAAGAAUCAUUCAUAGGUAUUUUCAGAAAAACAGUUCAUCUUGACAGAUUUUUUAAAAAGAAAAAUUUCCAAUGAUGCAGAAAAUGCUUUCGAGGGUUUUUCUAUGAGAGAACUGCUUUCUGAAUGUAGCCAUUCCCGUAUUUGAGCUGUGAAGGGGGCAGAAGUGGAAGCAUUGUUGUGGAACUGCAGGAUGUCCUGAGGAAGAAGUCAGCGUUCCAUUGCAGGGGCCACUGAGCCGCCCGCCUGCAUUCAGAAGCAGAGAGGUAUGCACCAGGAGCCACGCACCUCUCAUGCUCUCGUCUCCAGUGCGGUCUUCUCUGCUCACUUCGUAGCUCUGAGUAUGAGUGGCAGUUGAGGGUGGGGAUUCCCAUUCCGUGGACAGUCGCUACAUUUUGCGUGACCAACCAAAAAAAAAAAUCGCCCAUGCGGAACUGGAAACUACAGAUGAUGUUGCUUUUUUUAUGGCCUCGUCACUUUUUCUUGUAUGUGAAGAGAAAAAGUGGAAGUCAAGCUCCAUUGAAUCAUUGUGAACUAGGCUGUGGCAUUAGUUCCUGAAGUUCUGGGCGAGUUUUGCCUGUCGUUAAUCUAUGCUUUACCAUAACGAUUCUGGAUAUGACUGCAAGUGCAAGUUAAAGAAGUUGGCGUUAACGUCAAGGAAGUCAAUAAAGAAAGCAAAGACACAAUAUUUGGCGAGAUACACGCAUCGAUCGAUACUUUGGCAUUCACUUUUGGCAAUGUAGUGUCUGACUUCCUUAUGGGAGAUGUGGACAGUAGCUCCAGGUUGGGGUACCCCCAAGCCAGAAGAAGUUGUUCUUUUGAAAACCUCUCUGAAGAUUCAGGAGGCUGCAGUCAAAAGGAUCUGGCAGAUCCUGCUGUGUUCCCAGAGCUGUCCACUGUAGAGCAGGUGGACCUUCUUCUGCUGAACAAUGACAGUGGAGUAGAGUCUGCUUUGCUCUAUGCCAAGGCCUGGUCCAAAUACACCAAAGAUGUGCUGGCCUGGGUGGAGAAACGCCUCAGCCUGGACAUGGAAUGUGCCAAAAGCUUUGCCAAGAUGGCAGAAUCCGCAAAGGCAGUGGCAAGUCAGCAGGACUUUAUGCCGUUCCGGGAUAUUUAUGUCUCUGCCUUUAAAAAUGAGAUUGAGUACAAUCAGAUUCUGCUCCACACAUCUGCUUCUCUACAAACCAACAAAUUCAUACAGCCACUGCUGGCCCGCAAGAACGAUCUGGACAAGCAGAGGAAAGAGAUAAAGGAACAAUGGCAAAGAGAGCUAAAGAAAAUGAAUGAGGCUGAGAGCGCUUUGAAGAAGGCUCGGCUGCUGAAGGUGCAGAAGAGGGAGGAGUACGAGAAGGCACGCAGCUCCACCAGCCGCACCGAGGAGGAGCAGCCAACAGCAGGAGGCAGGACUCUGGAGAAGAAACGGAGGGUGGAGGAAGAGGCCCUACAGAAGGCUGAGGAAGCACACGAGCAGUAUAAAGCCUGUGUGGCCGAUCUAGAGGCGAAGAAGGUCAGCCUGUCAAACGCUAAGAGUGAGAUCCUCGCUCAAAUUCGGAAGCUGGUCUUCCAGUGUGACCUGACCCUCAAAGCGGUGACAGUGAACUGGUUCCAGAUGCAGCAGGCUCAGACCCAGCCUCUCUCAGUCAACUACCAAGCUCUAAAUGAACAGGCCAAAAAGUAUGAACCAGGCCAGUGCUACUCUGAGUUCGUUUGCAGCCUGCCUAAAGAACGUGUGUGGCUGGAGUCUCUGUCUCAGGACAUUACAGCUUCCUCAAAAACGGGAAUGUCCCUUCAUAAGAGGUCUCAGAGCAGCACCCGCUCAUCCCAUGGGAACCUGUCGCAAGGCUCUGUUACUUCUGCAGAUAACCACAGCGUAGAUGGGGUUGAGGGUACCGUGCAACCUUGCAAGGCCAAGAUCGCAGAGAGGCGGUCCAAUAGCAGUUUAGACAUGCAAGCGUUAAGGACGCAGGGCUCCCAGCGAGCCUGGAGCUCAGGCAGUGCCGGUGGAGGAGGGAUGUGCAGUGACUCAGAGAGUGCUGGAGGAAGCAGUGAGUCUCGCUCGAUGGACUCCCCCACAGCUAGUCCAGGGGAUUUCAAACGCAGACUUCCCAGAACUCCCUCAACUGGUACCAUGUCUUCUGCAGAUGACCUGGAUGAGAGGGAACCACCCUCACCAUUAGAUAAUGGCCUUGCUGAAAUGGUGAUGGAAACAGCCAGUUCUCCCGGCCCUUUUCGUAAUACUCAGAUGUCAAAAGCGGCACAAACUCACAAGUUGCGGAAACUGCGAGCGCCUUCCAAAUGCAGAGAGUGUGACGGGCUGGUGGUGUUUCACGGGGCUGAAUGUGAGGAGUGCUCUUUGGCCUGUCAUAAGAAAUGCCUGGAGACUCUUGCCAUUCAGUGUGGUCAUAAGAAGCUCCAGGGCAGACUGCACCUGUUCGGUAUUGACUUCGCCCAAGUAGCUAAGAACAGUCCUGACGGCAUCCCCUUCAUCAUCAAAAAAUGCACCUCAGAAAUCGAGAGUCGUGCCCUUAACAUUAAGGUGAAGAAUCGAGAUGCAACUGAAAGGAAUUUGUUUAAUUCAAUGUUUGUGAGUCAUUUUGUGAGUGACGCCUAUUUUCGGUUCAUUUCGGGCAUUUAUCGGGUGAAUGGGGCGAAGUCUCGUGUGGAGAAGCUGUGCCAGGCCUUUGAGAAUGGAAAGGACUUAGUGGAGCUUUCGGACCUCCACCCACAUGACAUAAGCAACGUGCUCAAGCUUUACCUGAGACAGCUGCCAGAACCACUGAUUCUGUAUCGGUAUUACAACGAUAUCAUCGGGCUGGCAAAAGAGACUCAAAACAUGGAGGAGACUGACUCAACUAAAGAGAAAUCACCAGGAGAGCAGCUGUGCCUCAGUAUUGAGCUUAAAAGAGUCCUCUUCAAAAUCAGAGACCUCCUUCGCCAGCUUCCAGCGGCGCACUACAAAACCCUGCAGUUCCUCAUCACCCAUCUGCACAGAGUGUCAGAGCAAGCUGAGGAGAACAAGAUGACUGCUAGUAACCUGGGUAUCAUCUUCGGUCCCACACUCAUCAAGCCCAGGCAGUUGGAGGCAGAAGUGUCGCUGUCCUCUCUGGUUGACUACCCCCACCAAGCCCGCAUGGUGGACCUGCUCAUCAGGCACCACCAGAUGAUCUUUGAUGUCCCCCUCAGCCCUGUGUCUCCCACCAGUCCGACAGCACCACAGCCAGCGCUCAGCCGCCACUUCCAAUCUCUCAUGGAUAUCAAAGAGAGUGCCAAAGUCUACAAGAGACACUCGUCUGUGAUUACCUCUGUACAGCUGAUGGAGAAAGUGAAGGAGAAAGUGAAGGAGAUGAAGACAGGGGAUGAUAAAGGGCAAACACCUGCAGGUGAGGGCUCAGAUGUCAAUGGGGUUGGCUCAGCUCCUGUAGACGUGCAGAAGUCCACAUCUGGUGCCAGCAGCCGAGUGGUGCAACUACGUCCUCAGCGCACCAAGCCGGUGUCUCGACCCAUCAGCAUGCCCGUGGAGCGACUGCUCAAUGAGCGCAACAGUCGCAACACAGAAGAGCGUGAACACUCGCCGGCCGCCAUUCAGGAGACCACCGAACCGGACAAGCCUUUGACACCACGCCUCACCAGCUAUUACAGAAACCCCUUCAUCGACACACAGACACUGAGGAGGACCUGGGACAGACAGUACAGGCAUUAUGAUGUGACGCCCAGAACUGCAAUGAUAGUGGCCAACCUGCCAUCCUCUGGUGUGCCAAAACCAUCAGAGAUUAGCAUUGUACCCCAAAGCAGCACCAAUAGAAAAGAUGGUACAAGCCAGUCAGGAGGGGCUCCAAUAUCCUUCCGAGCACCACGGACACUAAAACCCCCUCCUGGAACGUUCUAUAGACCUCCAUCAGUAAGCCAAAUCAGGCCAUUUGACUCGCUGGCAAAAACCGUUUCAGCAGCAACAACCACUACCACAGGAGCUAUAUACACAACAUCCCUUACCAUAUUUACAACAGCGGCCACCUCGACAGUUUCGACAGUCUCCACAGCCGUCACGACUCCCCCAACCACACCAACAACAUCAGUGACUAGCGCUCUAACAGCCAAGCCGACCUUUACCACAGUAAUGAGCACUGUAUCAGGAGCAGAGGAAGGUCUGUCAGAGAAUGACUCCAUCAGCCCCGUCACACUCUCUCCGCCUCAGUCUCCAAGCUCCAGCGCAGAGGAGCUCAGCCCUACAGACGCCAAACCCCUCUAUCAGAGACGCAGUCGCCGAAAGCAAGAGCUAGAGCAUCGAGAGGCCCAUUUUGUUUAAAAAAAAUGCCCUCUUGUAUCGCUUGGUACAGUAUCCUAUAUGUGACACUCAGAAAGUGACUGAUUCCUCCACAGGCCUCACAAGGUCAAUUCUAAUAGUCUAGUCGAUCUGUCUACGGCUUUAUGUAUAUGUAUUUGUAUGUAAACUGUCAUUUUUGUGCCAUACUGUAUAUAUGAAAAUUGUUUUAAUAUCCCUUUGAGAAAGGGCAAAAAUAUUAGGAGAGAGGUGAAACGUCUGUAUGAAAUUUUCUCUCUUUAAGCUACUAUUUGAGCCAGAAAUAUCAGCAGAGGUCCAAAACAUUUGUGACAUUCGCUUAUCCAUAAGUGAGCACUCUUUUAUGUUAUUUUCAGAUGUUGUUUCUGAACAUUUAUGCCAAAUGUGUCUUAUUCUUAGUAUCUCCUUCACAGUGAUGAGAUGAGACACUUCUAUAUCAGUAAAUAAUCAGCUAUAUUAAUGUGUUAAUAAAAUCAAAAGUUCUGUGUAAUAAUUGUAUAAACUCAAAAGGAAUGUGUAAAGUAUUGUCUGUAAAUUCAUUGCUCAUUUUGAUGCACUUGCUAAGCCUAACUUUUUAACAUGCAUUCAUCACUGCCCUUGCAUGAUGUAAUACAGUCACUGCAGGCUGUUUUAUUUGUUUUAUAGUUUGUCUCUUGGAAACACUCCUGCUUGUGUGUGUUUUAGGCUGCAUAAGUGCAUCUGUUUGUUUUAUUUCAGAGUUAUAUAUGCAUUUGUUUACAUUUUUACACAUAACCUGCUGCCAUAAACGUACAUCUAUACAAACAAUUCUUGAAGACAUGCAACGUUUGCAGAUUAAAUAUUUAGUUAAAACUA
Molecule: messenger RNA, 6471 nt
Organism: Cyprinus carpio (common carp)
Lineage: Eukaryota; Metazoa; Chordata; Actinopteri; Cypriniformes; Cyprinidae
Product: rho GTPase-activating protein 29
Exons: 20
Coding region: 2098-5643 (1181 amino acids)
Biological process (GO): activation of GTPase activity; signal transduction
Cellular component (GO): cytoplasm
Molecular function (GO): GTPase activator activity
Source: RefSeq, a predicted model, not a curated record